AUGAAGUCUUCGGUAGCAGCAUCUCCACCGUCUGACGAUGAUUCAGAGAACGAAGAGACAGAGCCAACGCCGACUGGACGACCUUCGAGACCAGAAAUUACAGACCAGCAGUCAUAUCCUCGGCCCAACCUGGUGCGAUCACCUCCAGUACGGUUAUCAGAACUCGAGCAGGCUGCGCAAGGACAGGAGGGUGUCGCCCGACGUGGCAAGGCUAGCGCUCCGCGUGGAGGCAAGCAAGUACAGAUUGGCGGUGGAGAUGGUAUAAGUGAUGAGCUACCACGGCCAGAUAUCAUGCGCGUGGUCAGUGGCACGGAGGAGGAGAGAUUGGUAAAGCUGAAGGAGGCUGUCAAUGCCAAGCUUAUGCUGCAGCAACGCAAACGUGGAAGCUAUGGCUCGAAACGACCUGCUUCCAUCAAGGAGGAGAACGCGCCAAUCUCUCCCUCGCUGAAUGAUGCGUUUGCCAGUCCUGUGGAACAGACGCGCCCACUGUCGACCGUAUCUACCGAAUCGACAGAAUCGGCGAAGACGGUUCGUGCCAGUUUGCCUCCUACUCCGGCUGAUGGGAAGCCCUUGCGCACCCCUUCUUACCCAUUCCCUUAUGUGCCAGGAACACCGCGCACGUGGUCUUCAGACUUUCAUCAGCCUUUCACGAGUCUGUCGCCUACAGUUACCGCAAGGCAUGGUGACCUGGAGACACCAGGUACAACCUCCAGCGACCUCAUGUCUGGCGGUAGUACGCCAGCAGCUGGUGCUUUUGACUUUGUGCCACGAGCACGGGGAUAUCAAGGCGAAGAGGAUCCGCGAUUCCCCACGCCUAACCUUUACGAUACAGUAUUGCAGUUGAACACAGAGCCGGGCUUGGAGCAAUGGUGGGCGACUGUGACUAAUCUUAUGCACGAUGACUACAAGGCAGAUCGUGUAACUCUAGUCACACCGCUGGAUCCGACCGACAUCGAAAAUGUGCCGUGGGGUCAGAGAGCUACAUUCAGCAUGAACGGACGUGAGGAAUUUGUGCCACAUGGUGUAGUCGAACAACAGAUUGCACAUUUGCAGCGACCAGAUCUUGUGUUCAGAGGACCGUCUACGGAAUCGACACGCGAUUUCCAGAUGCAAAAACUCCACCCGGAAAGACUGCGACCAAAUCUCCAAGCCCGGCACUCUUAUGCUGGUCCGACUCCCGGACGUGAUUCGCAGAAUGUUGCCACGGCCGGUGCACUGCCGAAAGCGGGCGCAAGACCGCAAGGGCCGCUUCGUACCGUGACACAUGCACCUGGUGCCAUGGUCAAUCCUCGAGAAAGCCAGCAGCGAUCACUAUCUUCCAUGAGUGCUGCUUUGGGCCAAGCCACCCUCAGCGACCCGGAUUUUAGUAGUAUAGCAGGUGGUAUUGAUGCAGGACCGUAUGCCGAAGUGUUUCCUGCUUUGCGAAGCCUGGAUCAUGAAGUUCGACCCUUAAUUGAGUCUGGAGGGGUGAAUAGGGUACUAGAACGUGGGAAAGUGGUCACUGUAACGCGAGACUACACCUCGGAGGCAUCUGUCUCCACACCAUCUGCAACAUCAAUGCAAAACAGUAUGGGCCGUGGCGUAGCCACCGGUAACACGACCACUUCGGAAGCGGCUCAGCUAUUGGGAAAUUAUAGGAGCGUAUUUGUAGCUGACAAUCUGUUCGGUCCUCGACGAGAUUACGAAGAGUACGAGCAGUAUCCCACUUCCCCUUGGGCACAAUCUCCAGCACCUUCACCUGCGAUACAGCAGGAAGAAGAUACCAACCCGUUCUUCGCUUCGGAGGAGCAGCAGGUGGAGGAGUCUUUCAACCCUGUCACAGGCACGCCGAGAGACUACUCUCAAUUGGGCCAGGUCGAAGCGAUUGGGAUUGAUCAUGCGAGUACUGUGAUUCACAUUCCAUUGGUGCAUCCAUCACUUUCUCAGCCUAUGCAGUCGCUUAGGAUGCGACAAGCAGCCGAUCGGCCAGGACCACCAUUACGGAGUAACACCCUGGAUAUGGAGCGCAAGGCACCUAUUGCGAUUCUGUCUGUGCUAAGUUCCACCAUACCAUACCCACCUAACCUUACUCACUCGCUGAAACUACUCGGUCCCCACCUCGCAACAUCUUUCGCGACAGCGCAACAAUUUUCUGCCUCACAUCCGCAAGCGAUCAGUAUUCGCCAUCGUAGGACUGCGUCAGGUCACCACCUAGGGAGGGCCCCAAUGACGAUUGAGCCUACCUCGCUGGAUGAUAUCAUGGACGCCGAGCUUGAAGAACCAAUGGGAUCAGUGUCGGGCAGCAUGACCAGUACCUCUGACUACUCUGGGCGAUCCAGAAAUAGUCCAACAAGCUCAAUCGUUGGUACACCUGGAUGGGAUCCUGCCGCACAUGGCUGGAGCGCGAGCAAAUCUGCCGUCGUAACGCCAGCAUUGACUGGCUCUGAAAUGGUCGACAACUACUUUGAGGCCAAGAAGCGAUCCUCGCAGCGAAGCGGCAGUAAUCAGCAUGCAUUGACGCACGCAAUGCCAGUCAAGCCUCCCCCGGAGAAAGCUGGUCGGAAAGUAUCUCCGGGCCAAAAGGAGGAGAUGCGAAGUCCACAAACCGACAAUCGAGCUCGCACGGCCGCUACCUCGAAGGACGGCAAAUCCAUUGCCCAAUCUGCUAGAGGACAAAGCCCCCCACAUGCUUCGGACCUUACCUCGCCCUCGCGGCCAGGGAUGCAUCACUCUGUCUCGCACUUUGCAGGCCAGUCCGAGGCAGAUGCUGCGAGGCGGCACUCGCUUCUGCACUCCUACGGUGCUGAUCUGGAAAGCUCAUUUGGGGCUGCUGGAGGAGCUACUACGACUGUGGCCGGGCACGGGCGCAAGGCUUCGUACAGCGAAGACAUGCCUCCACCAUCCGAGCGCUUACUCCGGACCAUCAUUGACUCUGUUCCAGUACAGAUCUUCACUGCUCGGCCGGAUACUGGCCAGCUCUCAUGGGUGAACUCCAAAUUCCUCAUCUAUCGUGGGCAGGAGCCACGCCAAGUAUUGAGCCAGCCUUGGAAUGCCAUUCAUCCCGACGACCGCACCGAGUUCAUGGCGAGUUGGCAUAGGUCGCUUCGCACCGUUCAGCAGCUGCAACAGAAAGUUCGCUUGGAGAGAUUCGACGGUACCUUCCGCUGGUUUUAUGUUAGAGCUGCGCCACUGAAGGACAAGCGUUCGAAAAUCGUUCAUUGGAUUGGUACGAUGAUGGACUUCCACGAGCAGCAUCUCGCAGAGACGAACGCUGCUCGCCAGCAAGAGACGGCUGCCUCUGAAGCAAAGUAUCGCGCCUUGGCGAACUCGAGUCCGCAGAUAGUCUUCGCUGUCAGUCGCAAGAAGGGGGUCAUAUUCUGCAAUAGCCAAUGGCUCCAUUACUCUGGACAGACAGAGGCUCAGGCACUUGGUCUCGGCUUUGUCGAUUGUGUUCACCCAGAUGAUCUUGUCAAAUGUAGGCUCCCGAAUUUCGACGAUGAGACUGGUGAGCCCAUCGGAGUGCCUACCUCUCUGCCGCCAGAGCUCAGCCGUGCAAACACAGCAUCGGCAGCAUCUUCGAGUGGAUCAUCGGAAACCGAGAGACCUGCUCACAGCUCGGACUCGUCUUCUUCGCCAGCUUCGGUGAUGCCGCAACGGAAACUAUCCGAACUCGCAAGUAAAGGCAUACUGAAGGUCUCCAGAGACUUGGACGGCAAGCCUUUCUAUUCCACGGAAGUAAGACUCAGGUCGAAGGAGGGCGACUACCGGUGGCAUCUCGUACGUGUGCUACUUGCGGAGCCGCUGGUGCAGCAAGCUAACGAAGAGGAAACCUGGUAUGGUACAUGCACCGACAUUAAUGACCACAAAACUCUGGAGCGGGAUUUGAAGGAAACUAUGGAUGAAAAGUCACGCUUCCUGAGCAAUAUGUCGCAUGAAAUCAGAACACCACUCAACGGCAUCAUGGGUAUGGUCCAUUUUCUGAUUGAUAGCAGCCUCUCUUCUGAGCAGAUGGAGCACGUCAACAUUAUUCGUGCGAGUACUGAAGGUCUUCGAGGUCUCAUCAAUGACAUUCUCGAUCUCUCGAAAGCUGAGGCAGGCAUGAUUCAGCUGAACUAUGAUUGGCUCUAUAUCCGGGCAUUGAUCGAAGAAGUCAACGACCUCACUUCAGCGAUGGCCAUAGACAAAGGCCUGGAGCUGAACUACCUCGUGGAGGAAGAUGUGCCAGCCCAGGUCAAGGGCGAUCGAUUCCGGAUCAGACAAAUUCUACUCAACGUUAUUGGUAACGCCAUCAAGUUUACGCAAGUGGGCGAAGUCUUCGUGCGCUGCAGUGUCAUGGCUAAAGGAGAGCGCGAACUCGCUAGGAACGAGAAGCUUAUCAAAUUCGAGAUCGUCGACACUGGUCGCGGCUUUAACGACAAAGAGGCUGAGCAUUUGUUUAAGCGCUUCAGCCAGAUUGAUGGCAGUAGCACUCGUCAACAUGGUGGCACCGGGCUUGGUCUUGUCAUCUCACGCCAACUUGCACAACUCCAUGGCGGCGACAUGAGCGCUAGGGGUGUGCCAGGCAAAGGGUCCACCUUCGCCUUCUUCGUACAGACGUCUCUACCAUCGAGACACGAUCAGCCACCAGCGGCGCCACCGACACCCGGACCUGCAGCUAGUAUGCCGAUACUGCCAAUGUCCCCCAGUGUCUCUGGGACGCCAACGCCGCUCGCCAGAUUGACGAAAGCACAAUCUAUUCCACAAGCUGGUGUUCAGGCAGCUACUCAACCGAAAGCGUCGCCGAAAUUCCUACCUGAGUAUUCUCAGACUCCAUCGCCGUUCUUGGUGCCGAAAGUGGCUCGAGAUUCACCUUCGGUAUCUUCAGUAGGCUCGGACUCAUCACAGUCGAUUGGUCGUACAGACAGCCUGCAGUCCGAGCGCUCGUCUGCUUCGUCGUACAUCUCGAACGCGGCUUUUGCAAGCCCUGCACUGAGCUUGUCGCUACCAGAGGAAAGCAAGAGGUCGAACUCGGCAUCUUUGGUUACUCCAGUCGUGCCUGGCGGUCUUCGAGUAGUAUCACCAGGUGGUAGCCUCGUCCCACCAAUGUUUUCGAUCAUGGUGGUGUGCCCUCUGAAGUACAGUCGCGAGGCAACAGUACAGCAUAUCGACCAGACACUCCCGAAGAACAUACCACAUCAGAUCACCGCGCGUGAAAAUCUGCUAGAGUGUCAGAAGAUCUUGGGUGGUGAUACUCCGGUUAUCUUCACGCACGUUGUCGCUUUCUUGCAGGACGUUGGAGACAUUGUCGCCCUCCUCGACCAGAUACUCUCCUCUCCACCACACUCGGCUACCUCAAUCGUCAUCAUCAGCGACCUGGCACAACGCAAAAAGAUCAUGGAACAUGCUCCCAAGUACGACUACGACGCUCUCAUUAAGGAGCGCAAGCUCCGUUUUGUGUUCAAGCCGCUCAAGCCAUCACGCUUCGCCGUCAUUUUCGAUCCGCAGAAGGAACGUGAAAUGAGCACAGAUCGGAACCAGGACAGCGCACAAGCCGUCGCCGUUAGUCAAAAGCAGGUAUUCGAGGAACUCAAGAAAAGGCUCGGCAACAAAGACAAGCGCGUACUGCUUGUCGAGGACAACCGUGUUAAUCAGAUGGUCAUCCUCAAGUUCCUCAGCAAAGUCGACAUCAAAGUCGACACCGCCCUCGACGGCGUCCAAUGCACGGACAAAGUCUUCUCCCAACCCCACGGCCACUACAGCAUCAUCCUCUGCGACCUACACAUGCCCAACAAAGACGGCUAUCAGACCUGCAAGGAUAUUCGGAAGUGGGAGAAGAAACACAAGUACCCUUACCUCCCGAUCGUCGCGUUGAGCGCGAAUGUGUUGGGCGAUGUGUAUCAGAAGUGUGUCGAGGCCGGGUUCAACAGCUAUAUGACGAAGCCGGUGGACUUCAAGGAGUUGAGUCAGGUUUUGAUGGGGACGAUGGAUCCGGUUGAUCCAAGCAAGCCGCAUGAGUUUAUGAAGAGGAAGGGGACGGCGGGGAGGUGA
Messenger RNA from Recurvomyces mirabilis, 6006 nucleotides. RefSeq lists its product as uncharacterized. The coding region runs from base 1 to 6006 and encodes 2001 amino acids. The transcript has 2 exons. Gene Ontology annotation, biological process: phosphorylation; phosphorelay signal transduction system. The record is from RefSeq and is a predicted model, not a curated record. NCBI's taxonomy places the organism in Eukaryota, Fungi, Ascomycota, Dothideomycetes, Mycosphaerellales, Teratosphaeriaceae. Gene Ontology annotation, molecular function: phosphorelay sensor kinase activity; protein binding.